Molecule: messenger RNA, 550 nt
Organism: Cylicocyclus nassatus
Lineage: Eukaryota; Metazoa; Nematoda; Chromadorea; Rhabditida; Strongylidae
Source: the annotation of a GenBank genome assembly
AUGCAGAAAGCCUGUUUGAUGCUUAGCAUUUUCGUAAAUUUGUAUUAUGCCAAUAAAAUACUCUACAAGAAAAACGUUUCAUCAACUUGGUUUCCUUCAACUUCAACCGAAUGUUCGUUGUUCUCCUUAGCGGUCUCACCAGUUGUGAGUUGCUGUUCUUCCUUAGUUUUCUGUCUCCCAUUGCGCUGUUGUUGUCCCCCAUCCUCUAUUUCUCCAUUCUUUUGCUGUUUUUUGAGAUCCUCAGUCGUUUUCAAAUCCACUUUCUCUUCUUUUUGUAUGGCAGCAUCUUCUUCACAUGUUAUUCCAUGUGUUCCAUUUGGACAUUCGUUACACUGGACGAGAUCAUCUUCGUUUACGAAGCAGUCGCCGUUGUUCCUGUAUUUACAAAUUCGUAACAUAAUUGCAUACAUGAUGAUUGCAAAAAGACUAAAGUGCUUUUUGGACAUUAUCUGCUAAGAGGUUGCAUUUCUCCAAUUAUUGUCAUAUGUCAGCCACUUACGGACAUGGACAUCUGGUACAAUCGUCGGGAGUCCCAGUUGUUGCAUCUCCA